Molecule: messenger RNA, 1215 nt
Organism: Acanthoscelides obtectus
Lineage: Eukaryota; Metazoa; Arthropoda; Insecta; Coleoptera; Chrysomelidae
Source: the annotation of a GenBank genome assembly
AUGUAUCUGUCAUCGCCCGAUGGAAGAGAAAACAGCGGAUAUAUGUUAUGGAUGAUUAAAACGAUAUCGAUACAGUUCCCAGCGAAAUACAGCUAUGCAACUGCUGAGAGACGAAUGUUGCCAUUAGUCCUGAGUUGGCUUCGACCGUCUACAAGAUGCAAGGUUGUACAGUCGAUCAGUCACUUACCUAGGCUCGCGACUGCUGCUGAUCAAGCCUAUGUAGCACUUAGUCGUGUACAAUGCAAAAUUUUACCUAAUCCUUCCCAAAAACAUCACUUACUGAAUAAGCAAUUCUUAUGGUUGUUUGUGAGCUUCUAACAAAAACGUUCGGAGAUAGAUGUGUUGAGGAGCUAGGUUAUUCUAUAUGGGCCAUCUGAAGUUAUUUGAGGUUAUACAUAUCUUGUUGGUUGAAGCUGGAACUGACCGAACUAACAGCACCACAGAAAGCCUCUUCUGAUAGAUUGGUCAACAUCUAGACACGCAAGGAGCAAACGACCAGUUCUUAAUAUACAGCGUGAUUCAGAAAGACAUCUAUGGUAGAAGGGACAUCCAAGAAUAACAAAAAAAGCCACCUAAGGUGAACCAUGAGGUAGCGGCCGCUAUAAAUAGAAAUUAUUGCACGCAGGGAUGCGCGCUUGGUCUCUGUACAGCAACAUAUCCAUCUAAGGCAGUCGACGCUAUAGACAGCAACAUACUUUAGCAAAAAUUAUAUACUGUGGGUGUUAGAGGCUUCUUCCUGAAUUGAGUUAUCUCUUACAUGCAGGCCAGAAAUCUGAAAGCUAAAGUUGGAAGUACAACAUCUAAUCUAUAUCCUGCUGAACAUGGUGGACCUCAGGGAUCUGUACUGGGACCAUUGCUGUUCAAUUUAUACGGUCCAGCAAGAAUUCCUCCUGUGGUGGGUGUAUGGCAGUCGGCGGAUAGCUCUAACGAAGGCACGAAAGGAUAACUGCACCGCAGGGAAAUCUCCGCGGACACCGCAACGUGGCCGAAACACCGAGUGGCGAGCGUCACACCUGAAGGCUGAUACGAUGCCGACGUGUUGCAGGUUGCACACUACGAGCGUUGAACUACACAUUAUUUCGGAAACAGGAAAUGAAUGGCACAUGCCGAUACGUGCAUUGUAACUGCUAUUUUGACGCGAUUCCUUUUUUGAGUGAUUUGAAUAGAUUGAUUUCGAUAUUUUCUGCCCAUUUUUAAAAAAAACAACUUUUUUUA